Molecule: messenger RNA, 5301 nt
Organism: Thrips palmi
Lineage: Eukaryota; Metazoa; Arthropoda; Insecta; Thysanoptera; Thripidae
Exons: 11
Coding region: 142-4653 (1503 amino acids)
Cellular component (GO): nucleus
Source: RefSeq, a predicted model, not a curated record
GAAGCUCGUGACGUCACUACCAGUGUCAUUGUCGCGGCGAGACGAGAGCGAGACGCGUGUUUUGGUGCCACGGCCCCCUUUGACGGCCCUCGACGGCGGAUUUAAGGCCCAAGACGGAGGGUACCGGUCGCGACCGUCAGCAUGGCGUGCUGCAUCGUCAUGAACCAGCCUCCGCAGGACGUCCGUGGCGCUGACGCUGCCGAGAACGCGUCCUGCGCGGCCUCGACUGGCCUGCCCCCGAGGCACCCUAACCUCCAGCCACCUGGCCCAUCCGGCCCUGGAGGAUCUUCCAGUGCCUCGCCGGCCCCGCCGAGCCCAGGGCCUGCUGACACUGUGACAGACCAUGGCAGGAGCCCAAACGCCGGUCCAGACUUCAAGGAGCCCUGGUCGAAGCUGCUGUCUCUUGCGAAAGAGAAGUCUCAUGCUCGCCAUGCUCGUUCAAAGGUGGAAGAAGCCUCCAGUCAAAUUUCCGCAUCCAAGAAUGAUUCAGUAAAGGAUAAGCAAAAGAAGAUUGCAGGUUCAGACGAACCUACGCUCAAAGAUGAACUCUCGAAACCCACAGAGCCUGGUAAUGAAUCAACUCCUGUUGGGGCUGAAACAUUACCUGCAACAAGCCUGCCUGUAUCAGACGAAGUUGAAUCUGAGAUUACACCAUUGAGAUUGAGAGAAGGUAGAACGGCCAAGGUGACCACUCAAUCCAAGAGGAAAAGCAGGCGGCGGGCAUCAUCUGUGGAGUGGGACUACAGUGGGAGCGAGUCUGCAGACACACCCCGUGUCCCACUUAAAAAAGCGAAGAAUUCCAAGAGGAAAAAGAGAAAUGCUUCUAUUGAAAUGGAUUUGGCUGAUGCAUCGGAUUCUGAGGCUGAAGGAUAUGAGUUUGAUGCAAUGCAUGAGUGCAGCAUAUGUAAUAUGAAAUUUAAACGACCAUGGCGGCUCCGUACCCACCUUCAGCAACAUCUGCAACCGGAAAUUCGUCCGUUCCAAUGUGAUGAAGAUGGGUGCUCAAAGGGAUACUUUUACAAAAAUCACCUAGAAAGGCACAAAUCUAGGUCCCACUCUGAUCUUGUCAUCCUUGCUCAGACAAUGUGCCCUUCUGAAGGCUGCAAUAGAAUAUUUAAAUCUCAAAGUGGUUUGAAACGCCACAUAAAUAAGAGCCAUUCAGUUGAAAAUUUGAAAUUUCAAUGUCCCCACUGUGAUAAGAAAUUUUCUAAGAACAGGCAGCUUCGGUUUCACAUAGCAGAGCACAAUGGAGACCCACCACUAAGGUGUGAGCAGUGCAACGCUGGAGUGUUCUCUGACAGGGAUCUAAAACGUCACAUGAGGACCCACAAACAAUAUGUCUGUGAUGUGUCUGGAUGUGAUAAAGUAUUUUCAACGUACCCUGCUUUUCAUAAACACAAGGCUGAGCACAACAAAUGUUUUCAGUCUUUAGAAUGUGCUCACUGCAAUAAAGUAUUCAAGAAGAAGUCAGAUUUGAGAAAUCAUGUUCUGACCCACUUGGACCAAAGAACAAUAUACAAGUGCACUUAUGAUUCAUGUCCUAGGUUUUAUUAUCAGGAAAGAAACUUAAAUAGCCAUAUACGAGUUUAUCAUGAGAAGACCUCUAGCUUUGCUUGCAGCUGGGAGGGUUGUGAGAUGCAAUUUCUCAGCAAGAAAGCACUUACUAAACACCUCAUGAUUCAUGAAAAAGGCAGAGCAGAACCGAAGAGGAAAGAGGGGCCUAAGGCUCCGCGCAAAGAUAAAGGUCUUCCCAAGCGAGCUAUGGCCACAAAACUAGCUGGAAUGCUAGUCAACCGCGGGGUGGAAAAAGUCCUUCUAGCUCCGGAUCGAACUGUGGAAGUGCUCGACUUCAGAGAAGAAAGCCCCGACUGUCCUACCCGUAGAAACAAGAAGCUUUCUUCGAGAUCAAAAAUGUCCAAAUCAAUGUCGAGUUCUUCAGCUUCUGCGACAUCUGGACAAGGCAGCUUGUGUUCGACUGACUCUGUUGACAUUGUCAAUGAAAACAAUGUUGUGAUUCUGCAAGAUGAGGGCGCUCUAUGUCCCUUGCCGAUUGGAGAGGACGAUAGUAUUAUUUCAAGCUUGACUGGCAAAGUUUUCGAAGUUGGGAAAGGGGGUGUUUUGAUUGAAGUAGAAAACAACUCUCAAAUCAUUGAUGCAAACAAUUCUGGUCCAACUGAAGGAAAUGCCCAUCCCACGGAAGCCUGCUCACUCUCUGAAAACUGCCUCGCCUUGCCAGAAAAAGAACAAACUUUGGAAUCUGUGGAUGGAGUAUCAAUGGAUUUGGAGAAUAUGCCUCUUAUUUUUGAUUCAAUUGAAGAAAAUAUAUCCUGUCAACAGACUGGCUCUCUUACUGAAGACUUCUCGGAUAGAACAGCUUCGUCUGAGAAGAAUAAGACUUCAGAGAUUGGAGAUGAAGCUGCUUCAAUUGAAUUGAGAGGAAGUUCUUUGAUAGCUGCUGACAUGGCUGAUAAUAUCUCAGAUACAUUGGAUGAAAACUCUCUCUCUGGAGAGACUCAACCAUGUGCUGAAACAUGUCUCAACAGUGCAGUUAUAUUAGAGAAGGAUAAUGAAACUAAUCUACAGUCUCCUGAAGAAAAUGUGAUUAUGAUAGAAAUUAAUGAAUCUGAUAAUGUUGUGAAAUCCAAUGUUCUCACACUUUCAUGUGAGGAAAAAGGAAGUAAUGGUGAUGUAAUCCCUGUGGAAAGGCCUGUGACGCCCACCACUAUAAGAAAUAUUGUGAAACUUGUCAGUCCUCCAUUUAGUUCACAAGCUGAUGAAAUUGCAGCAGUUUAUGAAAGUGGGUGCAUGUUGUCAGCAACUCUAUGUGCUGAAACUAUAGUUGAUGGUCCACAUGGGGAGAGUGAAGCAAUUCUCCUCAUCCCAGGACAGAAGCUAUCUGCUGGUGAGGCUUCAAGUGCCAGAGUUGUGGAAGUGCUCAGUGGGGACAUGGAAGUGUAUUCUGUGGCAGGAAAAAAUGCUAAUGAAGUUUCGUUCGGAAGCUCUAAUGAAAGUACCGAAAACAGCCCUGUCAAGAGAUUGACAUUAGAUGAUCCUUCCGUAGCCAGCAUUCUGCAGCCACUCUUACAGGAGUUAACACACAAAUCUAACCCCUCUAGUAAUAGUGUAAAGAGUGCAUCGAAACCUGCCAAGCUGGUGAGGAACCCAGCACAUUAUCACAAUGUUGUCUGCAAAUUGGCAAAUUUCAUUCGUGCCAAUGCGGAAAUAGUUCCAUUGAAAGCUGGUAAAUGCAAGAAAGGGAGAUCACAUCGAGACAACCUUCAAGGCCCCACCCAGGAGGCAACUCAUUCUGACAGCUCCUCCGUUAGUGAGUCCGAUGGCAGCCGUAGUGAUUCGGGUUCAGAUGAUGACCGAAACGACUACAACGAAGAUGACAGCGGGUCUGAUGAUAAUGCCAGCAGUGAUGGUGAUGGAGGAAAUGAAGACGACGAAGAUGGGGAUGAUGAUGAUGAGGUUGAUGAACAGCCUGAUGAUGACGCUGAUGGUGAAGACGAAGAUGGUGAAGAGAAUAAUGAUAAUGAUGAAAAUGGGAAUGAUGGGGCAGGGAACCUAAACGGAAAUGAUGAUGAUAAUAACAACAAUGAUAACAAUGAACCUAAUUCUGAGGGUUCAGAAGAGCCACAUGAACCUGACUCUACCAAUGGGCACCAACAUAUCAAUGGUGGGUCAGACUUGGGGGUUGAUCGUGCCUCUAGUCCGAAACAAAAUGCUUCUUGUGAAGAUGAUGUUCUUAGCACACACAGUGAUGAUCUCGUCAUUGACAUUGAGGCUUAUGAAAGUGAAAAAGACCCGGCAGGUAAGGCGAGCUCACAGGAAGAGGAACAGGAGACUGCAACCAACAAGAGCCCACCCCAAUGUGCUCCCUCUCCAGAGAAGGAUAACUCCAUGGUGAUACGAAGAAGCAGGAGACUGAAGCAAUUGGAGGCCAGCAAGAUAAGUGCAGAAAAUGCCAAACUAGUGGUAAGAAAUGCUUUCACAGAGCUGAUGCGCAAGAAGAGGUGUUUUACUGAAGCUGAUAAUCGCAUUGCAACCAGAUGCGAUAAUGAACUAGCUGCUGGGAAAGAAAAUGAGACUGUUUCUGCUGCUACGAAUACCUCAAAAAAGAAACAGCAACAGCCACCUGUUAGAACAAGAUUAAAGAGAAAAAAUAAAAAAGGCUUGGAUGUUCUGGAAGAUGGGAAAAAUAGACCUCAAGAAGUGAACACUUGUGAAAGUGACUCUAGUGGUUCUGAUAUUAUUCAGCCUUGUAAAAAGCGGAGGUGCAAUAUCGAUGAUGAUUCCGAUUCCUCUGUACCUCAAAAAAUUGAUGGCAAUCUGUCUAGUCCAACAAACACCAUGGUCAAGGAGGAAAGCGAUGCAGACCUAGAUUCAUCACCAGACCGAAAAAGUCCUCUUCAAAUGUCUUUAAAAGCUUCUAAAAUAAAUCUAUUAGCAUCAUUAAAGAGUUCAUCUUUAUUGCCCAAUCAGGAUCGUCUUGGCAGUUCCGUAAAGAAAGAGGAUAUGCUCCUUUUGGAACCAAAGAGCGAGCCUAUAAUCUCUAGAGGAUGCAGCCAGCUAUCAGAAAUAGCAUGGAUAAGAGUUCUGCGUGAAGCUAGCAAAUUUAUGAAGCUCUCGCUAACUGCUGCUGAAGACUGACUUUCUCAAAACACGGUAGAAGAAAUCAAAUGAAAACUCCUACCAAUUUUUUUUCUAUUUUGGGGGGGAAAAGGGGGGGGGAUGGAGGAGUGUACGCUCAAGAUUACUAAAUAAUCCAAACAUUGUGAGAGAUUCCAGGGUUUGAUUAGGAUACUUUUAUUUUGUUAUUGUUAUUUAUUUUUUGAUCAUAUACGUGAGUAAUGUGUCAACUUUUGUGAUAUGUGUAUCUAGUUUAUAGUAGUUUGUAACUGGGAUUUUUCUUUUAUUGGUUUUUUAUUUUCUUGGAGAUUUUGAUUUUACUCGUUUUCUCCACAAAUCUCGUUAAUAACACUGUUGUAUGUUGUCUUGUUACUCUGUAGUACUACAGUAUGUAUAUCAUAUUUAAAAAAGGAACUGGGCUGAGUUUGGUGGGGUUCAAAAGUAAGUCUUGAAGUUGAUGCACUAUCAGUAUAUAGUGUCAUUUUUGUUAGUGUCCUCUAAAUUUAUAAAAUACUACUCUACUAUUUAAGAAAUAAGAAUGUAUUUUACAUUACUUGCGUCUGCAUGGACUUUGAAGUUAGUUCUCUCCGCUUUCCUUAUUCUUAACAAAGAAAUGUGAUGUCUGGUAUGAUGAAUAAAGAACGAGUGCUGUAUUUUGUUAAUCUCAAA